AUGAAAAUUAAUUUUAUUAUUUUUAUUUUUGCACUCGUUGCAAUGACAAGUUUAGUAACAAAGAAAGUAUCAUCAACAGUGCCAGCAGGUGGUAUGAUGAUGUAUGAAGUUUCAACAAGACCAUGGAUGUAUAAUUUAUCAAUAACUUAUAAUACACCAAUUAAUACACUUUCAGAUAUUCCAUUUGAAGAAUUUGAAAAAAUUAAAUCAAUGGGAUUUGAUAUGAUUUGGAUGAUGGGAGUUUGGGAAUUAGGAGAAUAUGGAUUAAACUAUGAUCAAACCAACGGACCAUUAUUACAACAUUAUGAACAAGUUUUACCAGGAUAUACACAAGCCGAUAUUAUUGGAUCACCAUAUGCAGUUACAAACUAUUCAGUUAAUCCACAAAUUGGGUUAGAACAAGAUUUAAUUGAAUUAAGAAAGAAAUUAAAUGCCAUUGGAUUAUUGUUAAUGUUAGAUUUUGUACCAAAUCAUACUGCAGUCGAUGCAGAAUGGACCACAACAGAGAUGGACUAUUAUAUUCGUGCACCACAAGGUACACCAACACCAUAUGAUAAUAAUACUUACCUUCCAAAUGGUAUUGCCUAUGGUAGUGCAGGUUGGGGUGGCUCAUGGUAUGAUACUGCUCAAUUGAACUAUUGGAAUUCAAAUUGUGUCAAAGCAAGAAUUCAACAACUUUUAACCGUAGCUUCAUUCGCCGAUGCAAUUAGAUGUGAUAUGGCUUACCUAUUAUUGAAUUCAUUAUUUGGUUCAAAUUGGGAAAAUCAAUUACAAUCAUGGGGCUUCCAACAACCAACUGAGGAAUUUUGGACUGUUGCUAUCGAUAUGGUCAAACAAGAGUAUCCAGAUAUUAUCUUUUUGGCCGAAGUUUACCAUCCAUACGAAGAGAAUUUACAACAAGUCGGUUUCGACUAUACCUACGAUAAAAUGUUACAUGAUAUCAUAAAUGGUGGCGAUAUGAAUGCUGUCAGAGCUUGGAUCUCUGGUCAUUCAAAACAAUUUACAACUCAUUCUGCUCACUUCAUUUCAAAUCAUGAUGAACCAAGAGGUGCAAAUUUCUUUGGUAGUUGGUGGAGAUCUGAUGCUGCCGCUCUCAUCACCUAUACACUCCCUGGUUUACGUUUCUUUUGGUGGGGUGAUUUCCAAGGUUAUUCCAACCAAUUGGACGUCCAUCUUAGACGUGAACAAUCUGAACCAGCUAUCGAUGAUGCAAUGGCAUUCUAUCAAACUUUAACCUCCAUCGUUAGUGAUCCAGUCUUUAAGAAUGGUGAAUUCACUUAUUUAAAUUGCACAAAUGAUCAAGAGAGUUGGAAUUUAGUUGCCUACAAAUGGACAUACCAAAAUGAACGUAGAUUAUGUGUUUUGAAUUUCUCUGACCAACAAGGUACUGGUAAUAUUAUCUUGGAUGAUGCUGAACCAAUGAAUGGUAAUGAAACUAUCCCUGUCACUGAUUUACUUUCCAAUACUACCUAUUAUCGUUCUUCUGAACAAAUGAGAACAACUGGUCUCUAUGUAAUUAUAAACUCUUGGUAUGGUCAAAUUUUUAAAUAUUAA
This is a messenger RNA of Dictyostelium discoideum AX4, 1554 nucleotides long. RefSeq lists its product as hypothetical. Bases 1 to 1554 code for a protein of 517 amino acids. NCBI's taxonomy places the organism in Eukaryota, Evosea, Eumycetozoa, Dictyosteliales, Dictyosteliaceae. Gene Ontology annotation, biological process: carbohydrate metabolic process. The record is from RefSeq and is a predicted model, not a curated record. The transcript has 2 exons.